This is a messenger RNA of Heterobasidion irregulare TC 32-1, 2494 nucleotides long. RefSeq lists its product as uncharacterized. NCBI's taxonomy places the organism in Eukaryota, Fungi, Basidiomycota, Agaricomycetes, Russulales, Bondarzewiaceae. Bases 1 to 2211 code for a protein of 736 amino acids. The record is from RefSeq and is a predicted model, not a curated record. The transcript is spliced from 11 exons.
AUGAGUCCGGGUACAGUGCGUGGUGUGCUGGCGCGGCGGCUGCCCUGGCCAAGUGUGGGAAAGUAUUUCCUUGCCGGGACAGGCCGUGGACGUCAUGGCGCGCUGGAGGGGUCAGAGCGGGCGAACGACAAGGCGCGGGUGUGUGCAUGGAACAAAGAGUGGACGUGGUGGCCGUUUGCAGGGCUGUUGUUUCCCGACGACGAGCUCGGCGAUGGGAGCAAAGGAGCGAGGCGUGGAGGAGGACCCGAGGGAGCGGGAAGCCUUACCGUCGACUUGGGCCCGAAGUCUCAGGCUGUGGCAAUAGGCGGCCAUUGCUUGCAUUACGACCUCAUCGUCGUCGUCGUCGUCGUCGUCGUCGCCGUCGCCGUCGCCACCGUCGAGCCCCUCGCCGUUGCGGCCGUCGUCGAGCCCUGUCUACACGGCCAUCCCUCGACGUCGCCGACGUUCUACUUGUGCGCGCAACAGCACCUUCUGUCGUCGUCGACUGCCCGACGCGUCGCAGGCCUUGCCCUUGUCCUGGCACCGACCCCUCACCGUCCAGACGACAUCCCCGCUUGCCCCCCACACAACACUCUAGCCAUGAUUCAAAUGACAGACGCUCGUCGUAGAAGCACCGCCGUCACGCUUCAUAGACAGACCGUGACCCUCGACUCGGACGGUCCACCAGCUUGGGGCACCUGGUUCAACAGAAAAUUCUACUCUCUGGAGAUGGUCCAGCAGCCCAUCAGAGCCCGAAUGUGCGGCUUCGGCGACAAGGAUCGACGUCCACUAGCGCCAGCUGCAGUAGCGAGAAUGGUCGUCAGGAACGAAGAUAACAGUCCGGUAGACGAAGACGAUGUGGAUUGUUCCUUCUUUCUGGUCACGGCAGACCUGUGGUCUUCGGACGGAAAACAUGAAAUGAACCUAGUCCUCCACCCCACGUCUUCAGACCGCUAUAUUACAACACAUGCCCCUAAAAGGCGACGAACGAACGCGCCCUCGACUUCGAUCCAUCCACCAGGUGAUCACGCAAACCCGACCCCUUCGACGUCAUCACCCAUCACCCCAAAGUUUACCUCGAGACCCACAGUCGAGGCACAGCACACCGCAUUCCCUCCGUUGAUCGUGCCUCUGAUCCCAGGAUAUAGCUCACAAGGCUAUCCACUCCCGACACCGCCGCCGCCGCCUCCACCGCCGCUCGUGCAAGAUUCCACCGGCUUCCAUUCGUCAUUGUCCGCGUACUCUUCCGCGUCUGACGCCUCCAGCUGGGCCUACGGCCUCCAAGGACCGUCUUCAUCGUCCUCCUAUUCGCUCCCGUCCCUAUCCCGCUCUUUGUCUUCCUCUCUGGUCACGGGCGUGGGCACGGGAAGCUCGUCAGGGCCGGGCACGACCGGCUCUUGGCAAACCGAUGCUGACGUCGAUAAUCCCUAUCGUACGUGGAGUGCGGACCCGCAGUAUGGUACGCUCGAUCCUCUGGGUCCUGCCCCCAUGCCCGCGUCGGCCAGCGGUUCCGGCGUGGAAUCUGCACUGCGGCAAACGGCGUCCGGGCAGUACCCGAACAUCGAGACACGCACCAACACAAGCUGGAACCAGGUAUCCACAUCUCAUACGACGGAGGCGUACAUAGUCACGCCGGCCGCCGCCGAGCCACCGUCGUCGGCCAGCCUGAUCGCAGGACCGCACAACCCGCCUUACGACCAGUCCAUGUAUGCAUCCGCGUCCUACUCCCAGCGCACGCCCCGCAGCUCGCACUCCUCCUCUUCACACGCCCAGCCUCCCCCAGCUCCCUCUUCGACGAUACCCCCGCUUCCGCGUCAUACAUAUACCCGCACGCUCGUCGGCCUGUUGGCUGCGAACGCGUGCCGCCUCCUCGACGAGCACCGCAAGCCGGGAAUCUUCUUCCUCUUCCAGGACCUGUCCAUUCGCACCGAAGGAACUUUCCGGCUGCGGCUGCGUCUCAUGAACAUCGGCGCCCCGUUCGAGACUGGCUCGACCGGUUCACCGCGCGUGCACACCAACGUGUCGCCCGUGCUCGCUCAGACGUUCACGGCGCCGUUCGUCGUGUACUCUGCCAAGCGCUUCCCCGGCGUCCCCGGCACCACAGCACUAUCGAUCGCAUUCGGAAAUCAAGGCCAGAAACUGCCUCUGCGGAAUCGCCACGGCUCGAGCAAGAACGGUCGCCGGAGGCGACGAGGCGACUCUUCCGACGACGAUUCUGACGACGGGACGUGAGGUGCGCGCGAGCGCGCGCCGCAGGACCCGUCUGCUUUUUUUUUCUUCCUUUUUUUUGUGUACGAUAUCAUUCGCUCGCGUACUGUCUGUUGCUGUUGCUGUCGCCGUUCGCCCUUCCCGUUCGCUUUUCACGUGUCCUGUACAUACAAGCCUCUGAGCACCCUCUUUCAUAUUAGAUGGGGGUUCAUCCGUCCGCCGACCCGCUCUCGUUCUCGUUCUCGGAUUCGAUUACACACACACUUGUGAAUUAAAAUACUAUUAGCCGCGCGAUUGUAUGCUCGCC